Messenger RNA from Gracilinanus agilis (Agile Gracile Mouse Opossum), 951 nucleotides. Its product is annotated as olfactory receptor 51I2-like. NCBI's taxonomy places the organism in Eukaryota, Metazoa, Chordata, Mammalia, Didelphimorphia, Didelphidae. The transcript has a single exon. Gene Ontology annotation, cellular component: membrane. Bases 1 to 951 code for a protein of 316 amino acids. Gene Ontology annotation, molecular function: G protein-coupled receptor activity; olfactory receptor activity. The record is from RefSeq and is a predicted model, not a curated record. Gene Ontology annotation, biological process: G protein-coupled receptor signaling pathway.
AUGGGAGUCCUGAUUAAUGCCACUCUUUCCCCUUUACCGUUUUACUUGACGGGCAUCCCGGGGCUAGAAGCACAGCAUGGCUGGCUCUCUAUCCCCUUCUUUGCCAUGUAUGUGGUGGCGAUCGUGGGCAACACUUUGAUUCUGGCAGUGGUGCAAGCAGAGUCCUCUCUACACGAACCCAUGUACCUUUUCUUAUCCAUGCUGGCCAUCACCGAAGUAGGUGUUUCUGUCUCCACAUUGCCCACUGUAAUGGGCAUCCUCUGGUUUGAUGCUCGUGAGAUAAGCAUGGGAGGCUGCCUGGCUCAAAUGUUCUUUAUUCAUACUUUCUCCUGCAUGGAAUCUGGCGUCCUACUAGCCAUGAGUUAUGAUCGCUACGUUGCCAUCUACAACCCACUGCGUUAUACAACCAUUCUGACUCUGCCUCGAAUUGUCGCCAUGGGAUUGGCCAUCACAUUGAAGAGUGUGACAUUCAUGGCCCCACUGCCGUUCCUCCUGCAACGCCUGCCCUUCUGCCACGCCAAUGUCCUCUCCCAUUCCUACUGCCUCCACUCAGACCUGAUCCAGUUACCGUGUGCCGACACCACCAUCAACAGCAUCCUGGGCUUGUCCAUUGUCCUGGCCUCCUUUGGGCUAGACUCAUUGCUCAUAGUGUUCUCAUAUGCCUUAAUCCUUCGGACGGUACUGGGCAUUGCCUCCAAGGAGGGGCGACUAAAGGCUCUCAAUACCUGUGCCUCACACAUCUGUGCUGUACUGCUAUACUACGUGCCUAUGAUAGGAGUUUCUGUGAUGCAUCGGGCUGCCAAGCAUGCAUCACCCAUUGCCCACACCCUCAUGUCCAGUGCUUACCUAUUUGUGCCCCCUGUGCUGAACCCUAUCAUCUAUAGUGUCAAGACCAAACCCAUUCGCAAGGGAAUACUUUCCCUCUUCUCCAGGAAGAGGGUCCUGCCCUAA